AUGGGGCAGGGCCCCCUCCCCGAUGUCUUCCCCCUCCCUCCCACUCCACUCCGGGGCUCCGGGAGCGCCUCCCUCGCCAAUCCGGGCCGAGGGGCCUGCCUGCCUGGAGGAGCGCAGACGUCCUGCUGCUACCCCGCCCCCGCUCCCCUCGGCCCCCGCCGGGGCCUGACCCCAGCCGCCAGAGCCCUUCCCGGGAAAGAGCCCGACAAUCCAGGGAGCCGUGGCAACGGGUCGGCCGAGCUGUCGGGACAUCCGGAGGGUGGGGGUGGGGGUGGGUGCCCCGGACCCUUGCGCCCCUACCCGACGCCACCACCUGCGCCCCGCUCCCUCGCGGGAGCAGCCUUUGUCCAGCGCUUCUCGGCCGCGUUGGCCCCUCCAGCCGAGCUGACCCAGCCCCCCAGGCCGCAGCCGAGAGAAGACGGCGGGGCGGAAAGGGCAGGGCAGGGCCGGGCCGGGCUCCGAAGCCCGGGCCCGCUGUCACUUCGACGCGGCUCCGACAACUUCAAUUCCACCCACCUCCCCCCAAGCACCGCGGCGCCUCGGACCCGGGACCGUAGCCCCGCUCGUCUUCCCCUUCCCCCCCGGCUCCGCUCUCCUCGAACCUGGUCCCGUUGCCCUGACUCUAGAACCGGCUCCUCUCCACAUCGCGGGCCCUCCGGGGGCAGGCGCUUCCCGCAGCUGCGGGGCCGCCCCGGGCCUCGGCCACCCGCUCGGGGGGCUGGCGAGGGGGGCGCGGCGGCCCUGGGAGGGGAGCGGGGACACUCGCCCGCGCCCGAGGAGCCAGCCCCGGGCUCCCGAGGCGCAGUGGCCAAUGCCCCCUACCUCGGCUGCGGCCCCAGGACGCCCGCCCGCGGUCGGGAUGCACUCCGCCGGCCCCUCGCCCCACCCCCUCCACCCCCCGCCUCCCGACGCGGGCAGCGGCGGCGGCCCCGGGGGGCUGUCACCUCGAGGCGCGUCGCACUCCCCCGAUGGUGGGGACCCACCCGGGCGCCAGGACUCCCGGGAGAGAGACGGCCCGCGCGGGCGGUCAGCACCUGCUCUGCGUCCGUCCGUCUGUCCUCAUCCCCGAGCGGGGGCGGCGGCGCUCCCCUGCCUCACCCGACUGGUGGCGCGGACAACCGGGCCCAGGACGCCCGCAGGCCCCGGCCGGGCUGGAAUCCGGCGGCUGGAACCCCCCGGGGGCGCUCAAUUCCCGGGCUCCACGCUGCUGCGUCAGCGCCUCCUCCUGGGGGCCGGGGCCGGGAGGGCGGGCGGAGCGGGGGCCGCGACCGGGCGGGGCCGUCGGAGGAGCGGGCGGGCCAGGCCGGGGCGGGAGGGCUGCUGGGGCCGUGCAGGCGGGGCGGGCGUUCAGACAGGCGGCGGGCCGCGGGGCUAGGCUCCGAGGACCGCUAUGCCGAUCACAGAUCGCCGUUCCCCCAAACUCCCCGAGAGCGGAGCCUCCGCCGCCCUCCUUCCUGCUUCCUCGUCCGCAGCCAAUCGGAUUAUGGCCCUCCGCCACCUCCACCAAUUAGCAACAAGCCCUGGGCUGGCCCCCGCCAGCCAAUCCCGGCCCUCUGUUCCCCCUCCCCGCCCCGGACCAAUCAGAGCCGCCCCCACCGGCCGGCCUGUCCCAACGCAGGGGGCAGCACGAGGCUGCCGGGGGAGGAGGUGCGGGGAGUGGCGGAGAGGAGGGGGGGUCGUAUCCAAGGGGUGGAUUUCCUCCGCCAGCCCCUUGUACCUCUCUCUUUCCUGGAGCGCCCCCCAACCUGGGCCCUCACCCCCAAUGGUCCAAUCCCCCCAAUCAGCCGACCCCCAAGACCCUCUCCCCAGAAGCUCGCCCCAGCUACCCCCCCAGGAAAGUCUUACGUAGCUCCCCCCCCCCCACCAUGCUAG
Trichosurus vulpecula (common brushtail) is the source of this 1872-nucleotide messenger RNA. RefSeq names its product basic proline-rich protein-like. Lineage: Eukaryota; Metazoa; Chordata; Mammalia; Diprotodontia; Phalangeridae. The transcript is spliced from 4 exons. The record is from RefSeq and is a predicted model, not a curated record. Bases 1 to 1872 code for a protein of 623 amino acids.